Messenger RNA from Drosophila albomicans, 3575 nucleotides. RefSeq names its product protein peste. Gene Ontology annotation, cellular component: membrane; cytoplasm. The record is from RefSeq and is a predicted model, not a curated record. Gene Ontology annotation, molecular function: scavenger receptor activity. Lineage: Eukaryota; Metazoa; Arthropoda; Insecta; Diptera; Drosophilidae.
GUCGCAGACCAGGCGCAGUGCCGCUCAGACGCAUAGAUCGGACGACGCGUGGCCAUUUUGAGCGAGUUCAAGAUCAAGUUAACGAACGAUGCGUUGAGAGAUGUCUAGUGAUUAAAAACGAAUGGGCGUGAGUGAGACGCAAGAAGAACGCGAACGAAAAAAUAGACGCCGCUGUUAAAUAGGAAUAUACGCAUACGUUGUGCUCACGUUUACGCAAAUUUAAAAAAUACCUAUUAAAAUUGAAACCAAUAGAAAAUAAUACAUGGUUGCAAAAGGGCAACCAAAAUGAAGUAGAAGUGGAAGCACUACAAGUGAACAAGCGUUACGAGUGCUAAUAAUAAUACAGAAGACGUCGCAGUUGCAACAAUCCACAACAAAACGACGCCUAAAAGUGAAAACGUAAGAGGGCAAAUACCGAAAAAAAUAUCCCUACGCACUUGAAUUGUUGUUGCUCGGCGCGUGUGACGAGAGCAUGCGCGUGUGUGUGUGAGUGGGAGAGGAAAAAAGAGAGCAAAAGGCGCGUACGCAAGAGAGUUAAACACACGCAGCAACAGCAGCGUUGACUGAACGAAGAACGAUCGUUCUUGCUUGAUAUUCAAGCUAAUAAAACAUUAACUUUGUUUGUUGUUGAUUGGAUGGGGUCGCGAUAUUUGCACAAAAUUAAAUAAAAAAAGAAACCAAAGUGUGACGCAUUUUCAGUGAAUUUGCAAAUUAAUCCCAGCGCAUAGAACAAACAUACACAGACACAUGUAUACGAUAGCCACAUAAAUGCUUAAUUUUGGCACAUUGCACUGUGGUUUCGUCUAUUUAUAGCAUUAUAGCAAAUUCGCUAUAAACAUAGCGUAGCUGCAGAACAUGUCAACAGGUUGCGGAAGUGACGAGCCGAACAAAAUCAACAACUCAAGGAUUAUAGCGCAAGCAGCGUCAACGACUCCGACAACGUCGAGUAGAGCAACGUUAUACAAACGCUUGGCUUCAGUGCAGCGCUGCAAGAGCAAGAGAACAGGCGACAACGACGCCGACGUCGCGCAACAAAAAUCAACGAAAGUUUCCUGCAAAACAAAAAGACUAAUAGCUGCUGCUGCAAAUACAACAGAAGGCGAAGACAGCAGUAGUGAUAGUCACAGUGACAGCAGCAGUAGCAGAAGUCGUCAUCAUCGAGAACAGGAGCAACAACAACAGUUAAAGAUGACAUCACGUGCAUGUCAUUGUGCCUGGCGGCUGGUCAUUGUGAUAUUGGGCGUAUGCUUUAUUGCCGCCGGCGUUUACUUGCUUCGCAAUUGGAUCGACAUCUUUACGCGCAUGCGCGGCAAGGAAAUGGCACUGAGUCCCACGUCGCGAGCAUACCCCGAUUGGAAAGUGUCACCGCUGCCCCUUAACUUUGACGUUUAUCUCUUUAACUGGACGAAUCCGGAGGACUUUUAUGUGGAUUCUCCGCGGAAGCCACGCUUCGAGCAGUUGGGUCCCUAUCGCUUUAGGGAACAACCCGACAAAGUGGACAUUGAGUGGCACAAUCAGAAUGCCUCGGUGUCGUUUCGCAAGAAGGCUUUCUACUACUUUGAUGCUGCCGGCAGCAAUGGUACGCUCAAGGAUAUUGUCACCUCGGUGAAUACUGUGGCGCAUGCCGCAGCACGUCGCCUUGAUGAAUUGUCUUCUUUUGCUAAGUUCGUAGCCUCAGCAACGUUGAGUGGCAUACAGGAAGUGAGCGAAACCCACACUGCCGAGGAGUGGCUCUUCAAGGGUUUUAUUCAUCCAUUGGUUUCACUUGGCAAAUUCAUUCGGCCUGAGGACGUGCCCUACGAUCGUGUUGGCUAUCAAUAUGACCGCAAUGGCACGACCAGCUUUGAUGGCGACAUUAAUAUGUUCACGGGCGCCGAUGACAUCAGCAAAAUGGGACAAAUCUACACGUGGAACAAUCUAACGCAUACGGGUGCCUUUGAGGGCACUUGUGGCGAAGUUCAUGGCUCCAUGGGCGAAUUCUUCCCACCCAAUUUGAGCACCAACGGCAGCGUAUAUCUCUACAUGCCCAAAAUGUGUCGCGCCGUACCCUUGGACUAUACGGAAACGGUGACUGUUCACGGCGUUACGGCGUACAAGUUUAGUGGUACACGUCAUGCCGUGGACAACGGCACCAUGUAUCCGGAUGCCAGUUGCUAUUGCGUGAAAGGCAAGUGCAACCCAGCGGGAGUCAUAAAUAUUGCUCCCUGUUCAUACAAUGCAUCGAUAUACAUGUCGUAUCCGCACUUUUAUAUGGCGGAUCCCAGUUAUUUGGAGGCUGUGGACGGUCUGCAGCCGGAGAAGGAGAAGCAUGAGUUUUACAUGGCACUGGAGCCAAACGCUGGCGUGCCCAUGGAUGUGGGCGGUGGCUUCCAAGCCAACUUUUUAAUGGAGCCCAUCAGAGGAGUAUCUCUGUAUGCGCGCGUGCCCCGUGUCAUGAUGCCGCUGAUGUGGGCCGAGGAACGUGUGCGUGUCACGGAGGAGAUUGCCGCCAACAUUGCACUGGUGCCGCUCAUAGUGCUAAUUGGGCAGAUCGUGACGGGCAUUUUGCUUGCCGGUGGUCUGCUUUGCACUUGCUGGUAUCCCACACGCAAGAUGACGCGUCUGUGUCACAGCGAUGAUCCCAAAGCGAAGGCAGCAGUGCUGCGGCCUCUAACCACGCUCAGCGUUGCUGGCGGCAUUGGCAGUGGAUUGACAAAUGCCAAUGCCAAUGCCAUUACCAUGCAGCAGUUAUUCCAUCAGCAUGACAGCCAGAAUGAGCGUGUGGGCGUCCGACUGCUCGACUAUAGACGCAGCUCGGGAUUGACCGAUAGCGGCUGCAGUUCGGCUAGUGAACGACUCCUUGAGAGCGGCUCAACAGAUGUGAUAAUUAGUUAAUAUAUCUAUACGUAUCGUUGCAUCUUGCAUUUUGAAUCGACCCAACCGUUAAAACUUUAUACAUAUACUAUAUAAAUACUAUAGAUUGCCUUUUUUAGCCUUAACUGCCUCAUACAUAGCACCACAAGCUAUUAGUAAGGAACACACAUACACAAACAUAUAUAUCAUAUCGCAAAACACACUCACACACACACACAAGUACACUCAUCACACUCACACUCAUAUGGUUUCCUCACAUCAACUGCGCACUUAUUGCGCGGGGACAUAUAGAGAGAGAUUAAUAAGAUUAUUUAUUUAUUAGUGCCAAAAACAAGAGUAAGGAAAAACACAUGAUAGAAUGAUACGUGAAAAAAGCAAAAAGAAACGAAGAGAAAAAUCAAAAAGUCAUUAACUAUGUUAGUAACUUAAUUUAAACGCUGUACAUAAGUGAUUAAUCGCCUACCCAUUGUUAACGUUAACGUUUAGUAAAACUGCGCACGUCCAAAGUAUUUUUUUAUAUUUAUAAUACAUAUUACAUAAAUUUAAUGCAUAACAAUUAUUUUUGUAAAGCGAUCAUCUUUUCUCUUUUUAAGUUCAAAAACAAAAUGAAGUGAUACAAUUCAAAGUGGGAUUUAAGUUAAAAGAAAAAAAGAAAACAAAACCCAAUUCCUUAAAAAAAUAAAAAAGAAACCAAAUUGAAAUGGAAAUCAACAAAACAAAAA